CGUUGAAGAAACAUCAUCAGUUAGAAGAAAAAAAGUGUUGUAAUUUUGCUACGUGACACAAUGGCAGACAGUUUGAUUUACCGGCAGUACUUCUACAACUAUCAGACACCGAUUCCAAAUCUGGAGUUUGUUCCGUCGACACUGAGCUACAAUCCUCCGCACGAGAUACCGCAAUACAACAGUGAAACGGAAUGGAUGACGGCCAGCCCGGGAAGCUACAGUUCAACGAGUCCGGUUUACUGUGAGACAGUGCAAGAAGAAAUCCUUCCGGAACCGAGCAGCAGAGCAUCCACCGCAGUUCGGACGCUUUCAAACUCCGCCAAAAUACUCAGUCAAAUCGAGCAACAGUUCGAUGACAGCAGUAGUGCGUCGGAUAGUGAUCUACUGAACAACAGUGACAUCCCGACGAAGAUCAAGAUUAAACGGGGUACGGCAGUUCCCACGGUGAUCAAACGGAAACGUCGGCUGGCGGCCAAUGCCCGCGAACGCAAACGCAUGCGAGGGUUGAAUGAAGCAUUCGAUCGACUGCGGGAGCAUCUUCCUUCGCUCGGCAAUGAUCGUCAGUUUUCCAAACACGAAACACUACAGAUGGCGCAGAACUACAUCAUGGCACUCUGUGAUCUGCUGGUGUAGUGAUAUCGAGCACUCUACAGAAAAGCGGAG
Malaya genurostris is the source of this 663-nucleotide messenger RNA. Its product is annotated as basic helix-loop-helix transcription factor amos-like. Gene Ontology annotation, molecular function: protein dimerization activity. Bases 61 to 633 code for a protein of 190 amino acids. Lineage: Eukaryota; Metazoa; Arthropoda; Insecta; Diptera; Culicidae. The transcript has a single exon. The record is from RefSeq and is a predicted model, not a curated record.